AUGUCCAGAGUGGUGAGUGCUUUAGAUCACAGUAGUUUGUGCCCGGCGUCUCACGGAAUUGUGUUUAAUUCAAGACCCCAAGCUCCAUCAGACAAAUCAUCAAGCUGUAGCAGCAGACAAAGCUCUGUCCAAUUGACCUCAACUGCAUCUGUCAGCUCUGUCCCUGAUCCAACAUUGUCCUCAGAGGAUAUUGAGAAGAUUUUGCUUCAGAAGACUGCUGCGAAAGAAGAUGAACUUAAAAAAGCAUUUCAGACGGUUGACAUUGACCAGACCCUAAAAGUCACCAGGGGUGAAUUUAGAAGAGUGAUUGAAACAUUCAUCUUCCCCUUAACACAAGAACAGUUCGAGGCUGUCCUAGCAAAGGUUCCAGGCACAAGCAAAGUUACUGUUCCUUAUUUUGAGUUCUUGUCAAGAUUUGCUAAGCCCACCAGGAGUCUUUGCACAAAGUGGAGUAGUACUGGAGACAGCCAGACAAGGACGUUAAGUCAGCUGGAAUACCUCUUAAGGGAGAAGAUUUCCAAGAAGCUGAAACAUUUUAUCAAGACCUGUAGACUGCUUGACUACAAUCAAAACGGACAGAUCCAGCGGCAUGAGCUGAGACGAAUUUUUGAGAUCAAUUGCUUCAAGAUGACGGAUUGUGAGUACGAUAAAUUGUGGAACCGGUACUGUGUUUCUAGAACAAACACACUGAAUUAUAAAGAGUUUUUGCAGUAUCUUGGCAUAAAUUUGGAUCAAAAAAAGAAAAGAAUUAUGGAAAGUCAAGAUUCAGUGCAGAAUCAGAAUUAUCCACCAGAAAACAAGAAAAGCCAGUCAAAACUACAGUUCCCUACUACUCCAGGAUAUAAUUUGACAAAAAUCCAUCUAGAUGGCGUCGCAAAGAAUUUUAGAGAAAAGUUGUAUGCAGUCUAUCAGGAUCUCGUAAACGCCUUCAGAGCAUUUGAUGUUGGUCGCAGUGGGUUUGUUUCUUUGGAAUAUUUAAAAUCAGUUCUUAACACAUUUAUAUUUCCCAUACGGGCUGAUGUUUUUCAAGAGCUAAUGAAUAGAUUUGGAAUCAAAGUGUCCAAAAGUAUGGCUUGGGAGAGAUUUUUAGAUAAGUUUCAAGACCCUAUUAUAUUUGAUGAUGACUGGGCAUCUCCUACAAGAAAACACAACAGAAGCAGAAAGUUAGAUGAAGCUUUCUCAAGCGACCGUAUCCUCCUAAAGCUGCAUGGACAUAUCCAAGAUGCAUAUUUAUCCCUGAAGAAAGCCUUCCUUACGCUUGACAGAAAUCAAGAUGGAAAGAUCACAAGAAAUGAACUCCGUAGGAUUUUAGACUGUAUCAUGUUCCAAAUAAGUGAUGAUGACUUUCAAGAACUAAUCAAGAUCAUUGACCCAGAGCACACUGGGCAAGUUAGCUACAAUAAAUUUUUAAACCUGUUUGAAGACAAGGAUGCAUUAACGGAUUCCAAAUGGAUUAAUGGUAGAAAGAAGGCUAAAAAGCCAUCUGCUGUUCUUGAAGCUUGGAAUAUUGCAGAAGAUGUUCUAACUGAGCAAAUCAAAGGGUACUGGAAUGAAUUUGACAAAGCAUUGCAGGCUUGUGAUCCUCGAAACAAAGGAGUUAUUAGCAGAAAUAAUUUCCGAAAAGUUCUUCAGAUCUACUGUCCUUCAUUAACUGAUGACCAUUUUAUUGCGCUGUAUCAGAAGUAUCAAGACGAUACCUCAGAAGGGGUCCUCUACAGAAUGCUUUUACAUAGUUUAGGAGUUGCUGAUCUGCCAAAGGAAUUAAUAGGCAUUAAAAAAAGCCCUUCGCCCCACAGAAUGCAGCAGAGGGAAGAAGAAAGGCAGACAAACCUUUCAGAGAGAAUGAAACAGAUUGAUGGCCAUGCUAACAAAUACUCCAAGAACAGAACUGUUGAUGAAGUAAUUGAAAGGCUGAGUGAUGGUAUCCUACAACGGAAACCUAGCCUUAGAGACUGUUUUCUUUCCUAUAACAAGCAAGCUAGUGGAAAAUUGAGUAAAAAUGAUUUCCGCAAGUUACUGGAAGAUAUUUAUAUGCCAAUGGAAGAUGAUCAGUUUAAUCUACUCAUAGAGAAAAUAGGAUUUCCAAAUGGAGGACUGAGUUAUCUUGAUUUUGUGGCAAUAUUUGAAGAUUCUAGACUGACUGGACUGGGACACACUACACAACACCAAGUAAACACCAGCAAGUGCCACUUUGUGUCAGCUGAAGAGUGCCUUAGCCAGUUUAGCGAUAAACUGGUGGAAGAAUAUGGGGACCCAUACAUUGCCUUCCGUAAAAUCGAUAAGAACCAUGAUGGCAUAGUCACCACGCUGGAUCUCCGACGCCUCCUGGACACCUUUUUGAUCAACAUGACUGAGGAGGAGUUUACACGUCUGCUUGGCAUCUUGGGAAUGAAUGUGACAUCCACAUUCAACUACCCAGAGUUCCUUCAGCUGUUCCAAGAAUAUGCAACUAAAGAGACACGCCCUUGGCUGACCCCAUUUUACAAACCGAAACAGAUUGCCGCAGAUGUGGAUCUAGCUUGUGAACAAGCUCAUUACUAUCUUCGUAUGAAAGCACAAAACAGAUGGAAUGACCUCGCCAUGUUUUUCCAUGAAUAUGAUAGCGAUGGAAAUAACAUUAUUCUGAAAAAGGAUCUGAAGGACGUCCUGUACAGAUGUGGCUUUCCCAUAAAUCCAAAAGAAUUUGAAAAACUUUGGGCAAGGUAUGAUGUGAAUGCAAAAGACUACGUUACCCACCAAGAGUUCCUACAAAAAUUGGGGGUGGAGUGGACACCUCCGAACUCCGGCCUCAACAGACAGUAUACAGAAGAGAACUGUGUUCGCUUUAUGACUCCUUACAAAAAAGUGGAAAGGAAACAAGCUGAUAUCAGUGAGAUUAUAAAUAAGAUCCGGGAAAAAUACCAGGAUUGCUCCCAAGAUUUCCACAAGGCAUUUUUGCAGCAGGAUAGCAAUAGAGAAGGCUGCAUAACAGUGGACGACCUGCGGAAGAUGCUAGAAGACUUCAACUGUUGCCUUGGCUAUCAGCAGUACAGUGAACUUCUAUACAGAUUGGGCAUUAGCAUUCAGGACAAUAAGCUCUCAUAUUUUGAUUUUCUAAGAGCAAUUGGCGAUCGUGGAGCAUUCAGAAAGAAAAAGCGCCUUGUGCCACCUGUGCCACCCGUCAGCUUCAUGCAACUAAGCCUAGAUGAGGCCAUGAUGAAGAUAAAGCAGAUUGUUACAGAUUCGCCUGACCUGUUAUAUAAGGCCUUUUCUGCAUUUGACAAGGAACAUACAGGGACAAUUUCAGCCCAAGACUUCCGGCAGGUGCUGCACCACUUCUGUUUUGCACUAUCGGAAAAGCAAUUCAACCACCUCCUCAGACUUCAGCGGCUUCGUGGGGAGCAUGCCGUAGACUGGAAAUAUUUCCUGCAAAAAUUCAACUUCCUCUCAGAGACUGAGAGAGAACGUAUGAAAGUUGCUUGUGGAGAUCUGACCAACGAACAGGUAUUCAACCGUAUACAAGAAGUUGUGAGUGCUCGUUUUGAAGCCAUUGAGCAAGAGUUUAAAAAGGCAGAUUGUGCAAGAGCAAACGUUGUGUCAAAAGAAGACUUCAGAGAUAUCUGCAAUCGGUGGUUUAUGCUUCUGACUGAUCAGCAGUUUGAGGGUCUCUGGAACACAGUCCCCCUUGAGCUUAACGGGACAUUGAAAUAUCCUGCAUUUUUGAGGAAAUUCAGUGGUGAAACAUCAGAAAUGCCUGAUACACCCAGCACAAGCCAUUUAGAAGGUCCCGGAAAGCUUGCAGUGGUCGCUGAACCUACAUCACAGUUGCCUUCACGGCCCCAAACAGCAUCUUCUCCACCAUCUCCAAGAAAGAUACUGGAUGGCAGCAGACCACAUACUGCAGCAGUUCAGAUUUCACCUAUGCUGAACUGCAAACCAAUUGAAAGUAAGAUUCGAAAAAGUAUUCAACAUUGUUGGAAAGAUAUGCUGAAGGAAUGCCGAGAGAAGGAUAUUGACCGCUUGGGAGAAAUCUCAACAGAAGAUUUCUUAACGAUAGCUGAGAAAUUUCAUUUGAAUUUAACCAAAGAAGAAAGUAAACAACUCAUAAUCAAAUAUGAUUUUAAGAGUGUUGGAAAAUUUGCAUACUGUGACUUCUUACAAAGCUGUGUACUGUUGUUUAAACAACAAGAAACGUCUCCUCUACAAAGGAUUGUAAUCCAAAAUCCACGAAUACAGAAACCCUCUGGACCACAAACACCAACAUUUUUCAAUGCAAUGAUGAGGAUUCAGCCCCAGAUCCUGCACUGCUGGAGGCCAAUGAGACGAACUUUUAAGAUGUACGAUGAAAGCGGGAAUGGACUCCUCAGCAUCCAGGAUUUCAGACAGGUACUCCGUCAGUACAGCAUCAAUCUGACUGAGGAAGAAUUCUUUCACAUCUUGGAAUAUUAUGACAAAACAUUAACUUCCAAAAUCUCCUACAAUGAAUUCCUCAGAGCAUUUCUGCAGUAG
Messenger RNA from Eublepharis macularius, 4488 nucleotides. It is a transcript of the gene EFCAB6, whose product is annotated as EF-hand calcium binding domain 6. Gene Ontology annotation, cellular component: nucleoplasm. Gene Ontology annotation, molecular function: calcium ion binding. NCBI's taxonomy places the organism in Eukaryota, Metazoa, Chordata, Lepidosauria, Squamata, Eublepharidae. The record is from RefSeq and is a predicted model, not a curated record. The transcript has 30 exons. Bases 1 to 4488 code for a protein of 1495 amino acids.